This is a messenger RNA of Microdochium trichocladiopsis, 1015 nucleotides long. RefSeq lists its product as uncharacterized. The transcript has a single exon. The record is from RefSeq and is a predicted model, not a curated record. Lineage: Eukaryota; Fungi; Ascomycota; Sordariomycetes; Xylariales; Microdochiaceae. The coding region runs from base 81 to 782 and encodes 233 amino acids.
CUCAGUAUAGCGGCCCCGGCCCGAAGGCCAAGAAGGGCUUCGACUACGCCGACCCAGCUUCCCCCGUGCCGUUCUGUCUGAUGCUGCGUGACGCCCCAUACGCUCCUGAUGGAAUGCACUUCAUCGUGCGGAAGUGUUGCGAUGGGGGCAUCGCAGGCAACCACGACGACAAAGACCCCAAGAAGAGCGGCAGAAAGAAAGAUGCUACAGAAAGCAUCAACAGUGACAGCACCGGCACCGGCACUCGUGGCACCACUACCAGGGGGACACGCCAUCGGAUUAUCGAUUAUUUCAAAAACACCAUUUUGCAGCGGAACCCGGGCAAGGUCCGCGACUACGUGGACGAUCCGAACGCACUCGCAAAGGCGUGGAAGGCGUUCACCGACGAUGACGGCGAGUUCGAAGCGUGGCUGCAGCGCCAGUGGGCUAAAUCAGCCGGGCUGGACGGCCGGAAGGAGCGAGAAGUCGCAGAGGAGCUACUUGACUGGCCGUCGCUCAUGGUUCACGAGGCCAUCAACGGUCCCGGGUUGUCUUCGCCACCAAAUUCAGCCCGGCGCAGCCCGGAGCAGUUCUGGCAAGAGCUCGUUGCCCUCCAGAUCCAGCAGGUAGUCGUCGAUGAAGGUGUGGAAGGGCGCAUGCUGCGGACACAAGCGGGCGACGGGUCUGCUCCUCCGUGGGCGCACCGGGGCCAGCAGGGAAGUCGCCAUGUGGCCCAGAUGAUCGUCCGCGAGAUCUAUGCGGAGGAGCGUGAUGUGACCGCGUUCCGCUUUGGUGACUACUGAUCGAUCGUCCGCCUGAUGGCCAGUCAUAGCAGCGGAGCCUUUUGCUGAAAGGUUAACAAGGGGAGGGACGAUACCGUAUUGAGGAACAUUGAUUGCGGAGCUUUGCUGUUUCCUUCGAAACUGUGCGUUCAUUUACCCAGCGGAUUCGGAUCUUAGUCAGUUAAGCCAGUCAGAGACAGGCAGGCGUUCAGUCUUCUGAUCGGCCCAGCAUGCCAGAAGAACAUCUUUGCAAA